AUGGCAUCAUUGGCCUUUUUGUACACAAAGCAAAAGGCAACUAAGACAAUACUUAAUGUUCAAAGUUAUGACCUUCCCCUUGCAGAUUUUAAGUGCAAGCAGAAGGAACUUGGGCCACUUGGCUUGUCAAAGGCUGCCUUUGGCUUUGGUACAAGAAGAAGAAGCCUCAACAAGAAAUGCCCACCAACUCUCUACAUACCAACCACAAGGCACCAACAACGACAUCAAUUUCUUCUCCUUGUUCUGCUUCCCUUCUUUCCCUUCGCCAGUGAAAGACAAAGACCCUUUUUCUAUGGGAACCUCAACCAGAACCUCAAGCUCAGACGCUUGAUCACCACUCUCUCCAACUCAAUCCAAGCUCUGGGUCGUGGCUUUGAUGUCACUUCCGAUAUUAGGCUUCUCUACUGCAAAGGGACACCUGGGUCCAGGCUUGUGAUUCUUGAUGAAGAUCAGGCUAAAGAUCUUGUUUUGUCUGAUGGUGUUGUUGUGCCAAAUGUGCCUGUCGAUAUCGAUUGCGUACGUGGCCAGAGGACCACUGAGAAAAAUCCCGUCUGCAGCUUCCAUGAGAUGGCAGAAUACUUCAACAAGAAAUCAGGAAUGUCAGGACGCACUCCCCUUGGAAGCUUUAAUGCCAUGUUUAAUUUCACUGGUUCUUGGCAAGUUGAUGCAGCAGCAACCAAAUCCCUUGCUAUGGUUGGAUACUUCAUUCCACUAUACAAAGUUAAAUUAGAAAAAGUGAAUUUAGUUUUGCACGAGGAAAUCAAGCGUGCUGUUCCUUACUCAUGGGAUCCUGCGGCCUUGGCAAAUUUUAUCGAGAGUUUUGGUACCCAUAUCGUCACAUCUGCAACUAUUGGGGGAAGAGAUGUGGUCUAUAUCAGGCAGCACCAGUCAUCUCCUUUGUCAACAUCAGACAUUGAGAAUUAUGUGAAAGACAUUGGUGAUCAUAGGUUUGUGGACUCAAAAAGCCAGUCAACUCCUGGCCCAUUAAAAUACAAGGACAAGGAUGUUACAGUCAUCUUUAGGAGAAGAGGGGGCGAUGAUCUUGAGCAGAGUCAUGUCAAGUGGGCGGAGACUGUACAGCUAGCACCAGAUGUGAUUAAUAUGACAUUUACACCCAUUGUUUCUUUGCUUGAAGGAGUGCCUGGAAUAAAGCAUUUGAGUCGUGCGAUUGAGUUAUAUCUAGAAUAUAAGCCACCAAUUGAAGAUCUGCAAUAUUUCUUGGAUUUUCAAAUUGCUCAAGUUUGGGCCCCGGAGCAGAAUAAUCUGCAACGAAAAGAACCUGUGUGUUCAUCCCUUCAGUUCAGCUUGAUGGGUCCCAAGCUUUAUAUCAGUCCAGAUCAGGUAACAGUAGGACGCAAGCCUGUCACUGGGCUUAGACUGAACCUAGAAGGCAGCAAACAGAACCGACUUGCCAUACAUUUGCAACAUCUAGUGUCCCUUCCAAAAAUCCUUCAACCCCAUUGGGAUGCGCACAUGGCGAUAGGUGCACCCAGGUGGCAAGGUCCUGAGGAGCAAGACAGCCGUUGGUUUGAGCCAAUCAAGUGGAAGAACUUCUCCCAUGUAAGCACUGCACCAAUAGAGCACGUGGAGACUUCUAUUGGUGACCUUUCUGGUGUUCACAUUGUCACAGGUGGUCAGCUUGGUGUUUGGGAUUUUGGUGCCAAAAAUGUAUUGCACCUCAAGCUCCUCUUCUCCAAAGUACCAGGCUGCACGAUUAGGCGGUCUGUUUGGGAUCACAGCCCCUCCGCCCCUUCUUCUGCACAGAGAUCUGAUGGUUCUUCUUCAUCACACUCAUAUUUAAACAACAGAACAUCUGAUGAUAAAAAGGAAGAUAGUUCAAGCCAUAUGGCAAAACUAGCAAAACUAGUGGACUUGACAGAAAUGUCAAAAGGGCCUCAAGAUAUUCCAGGUCAUUGGUUAGUCACAGGGGCUAAGCUUGGAGUUGACAAGGGAAAGAUUGUAUUGCGCGUAAAAUACUCCUUGCUGAACUACUGA
Molecule: messenger RNA, 1995 nt
Organism: Prunus armeniaca (apricot)
Lineage: Eukaryota; Viridiplantae; Streptophyta; Magnoliopsida; Rosales; Rosaceae
Source: the annotation of a GenBank genome assembly